AUUUUCUUUUGAAUUUGAAGGAAUACAAGAUUUGAGAAGUACAAAUACAAAACGAAAAGAACUAGAGAAAUAAAUACCAAAACGUCAUGACAAUGAAGAUUCGCCUUAGAAGCCCAACUCAGACGCAGCUUCCUCACUUGUGGAGGAGUCGUUUUAUCGCGACUAUCAACUGUAAAAAUGUCUGGGUCUGGAAGAAUUCAUGUUUGUCAUGCUUGUCUGGCAUGACUCUUAAAUCUGUCAUGCACGUUACCCAAGAGCUCCGUUUUUCUGUGAUGCAGAAGCGCAGUUUGUCAUGCAGAAUAGGCAACACUUAGGAGCUCAGAAACUUGUCAUGCUGAGCCAGCAUUUGUAGCCUCAUCAUGAGACGCCACCCAGCAUCACAGGUUUCCAGACCCAGACAUUUUUACAUUUGAUAGCGACAGCAGCAGACCACGGAGUAGGACUGCAGCAGCCGGAUUGAACGGAUUGAUGGUGUGGCAAUGAUCAAUUCGUUUUCCUUAGGCAGCUUUAUUAUUUUGCCGGCAUUCGUUUCUUUGAACGUACGCGGUUAAUUCCGACCCUUUCACGUGACCAGAGCCGAUCGCUUUCACGUUCGGAUUAUCAACUGCAAAAAUGUCUGGGUCUGGAAGAGUCGGGGCUUGUCAUGCACAUUUUGCAUGACCCGUGAGGCCUGUGAUGCUGGUGCUAGCAUCACAGAUUUUUUGAGAGCUUCUUGAUGCUGAUUACGCAUGAGAAAUGCCCUCUUCGUGUGCCACGAUCUGACUCCCCUUGCUCCCCAUGCAACACAGAUAUUUUUAAAAUCCGCAGACAGCAUUACAAGUUGCAAUCUUCCAGACCCAGACAUUUUUACAGUUCAUACGGAUUCCUCGCGCCGUUAUCGGUCAGAAACUUCACCUCCUUCUCCGGCUUGCACUCGGAAUAUGAAAGCCUCAGGUUGGAAAUCCUCAAAGUGGAAAACAUUUGUAAUGCAAAAAAACGACUCCAGUUGGAGCACCAUUUAUAGUCGGCGCAUGACAAAUUUCCCGGGCACUCAAAACGUGUCUGUCAUGCUAGUUAGGCAAAGGCGUGCCCUCGUCUCAUGCUAAUCAGGAGCUCAAUUCUGAACCCGUACAUGCACAAUAGUCGGCCUCCAUUGCAUUCUCUGCAAUGCAGUCUUUUUGGUGUCGCAUUUCAUGCAUCACAAAUUAUUUCCGCUUUGAGGAUUUCCAUUCUGAGGGUGUCAUACGGAAUCCAGGAAGAGCUCCAGGGAGUACACCUGCCAGCAGUCGACCGAGUCAUCGGCUUUGAGGCGCCACUGGGUGCCGGUGAAGCCGGGUCUGGCGUGGCCCGUGCCGCCACCAAGGUCGUAAAACCAGGAACCGGAGUAGUCGGUCAGAGAAGCUGCACCAACUUCAACCGCAGGGUCGAACCUGAUAGAUUAGUAAUGAGUUUUUUGCAUGAAGAAUUUCAUGGAUGAUGUGAAACUCGCAACACAAACAGAAGUAGCGGAUGGCGUUGCAAGCUGAAACAAGACAACAACUUCGUCCUAAAUCCUAUGUAUACCACCGAAUGCCGUUCCAGGUUUCCAGCCAGCCGAUCACGGAGUAGAACUGCAGCAGCCGGAUUGAACGGAUUGAGCCGAUCACGGAGUAGAACUGCAGCAGCCGGAUUGAACGGAUUGAGGCACUUAGUCGCUCGAAACUUUUCUUCAGAACAGCGGAAGACGUGCGACGACUUUCUGAGUUGGCACCCGUAGGUUUACAACACACGCGAACAGCUGCAAUCUCGCACUGUCCACCUCGCCAGUUCGACUUUCAGCACUUGAAGCUGCGCAGCGACAAUGGUUCGAGUGUGCGAACAAGAAGAACAGGAAGAAGUAGGCCGCACAUCGCUGGCGGUAUCUUCGGCGCGAGGUUUAUUUUGUGGUAGACUGACAGGCAGAACUACAACUACUUCACCGUCUGGCAGUAAUUCAGCAUCCUCCUCGACAAAAAUAACUGCCACUCAGGUUUUGGCCGGGCCAAAAGACGAGGAUCUUGAAGAUGUUGCACCUGGUACUAGUUCUAAUAAUCACGAUGAUCCUGCUACUGCUACCGGAAGUGGAUGUACUACAUCAACGCGGCGUAUCAACUGUAAAAAUGUCUGGGUCUGGAAGAAUGCAAGUUUGUCAAGAGCCCCACUUUUCUGUCAUGCAAAAACGCAGCUUGUCUUCGUCAUGCGGAAUAGGCAUCAUAUAGAAGCUCAGAAACUUGUCAUGCUGAGCCAGCACUUGCGGCCUCCUCAUGAUACGCCACCCAGCAUCACAAGUUUCCAGACCCAGACAUUUUUACAAUCCAUACGGCGACAACAACGACGAGUUUCCAUGGCCUGGUUGUAUCCACAACUCGGCCUGCUUUUGCUCCGCUCCUACCUCGACUACAACCAGGCAGGCAGUAGCAGGUGUUGCGCGGAGGUUGUAGCUUCCUAUGUCGGAGGGCGGAGUUCAAGCGUCGAAGAGGAAAAGGAAAACAAUAGGGAAUCAACAAGAAAAACAGCAUCAAAAUCUUCUUCGCUGCGAGCAACCUCUUCAAGUGGAAAAUCGUCUUUUUCCGAAAGAAUUACCAAGAAGAAUACCAAGAACUACCCCGUCCAACAAGAACUACUAGUAGAGUUGACUCCGGAAGCGGAAAUAGUGAGCUCUGGGACACUAUCAAAUGUAAAAAUGUCUGGGUCUGGAAGAAUGCAACUUGUGAUGCUGCAUUUGGAUUCCAAAAAAAUCUGUAUUGCAUGAGUACCAUAAGGGAAUGUAAUUCUUGCUACGCGGAGAGGGCAUUUGUCAUUCGGAAUAGGCAUCAAGAAGCUCUCAAAAAAACUGUGAUGCUAGGGCAUGCAUCACAGACAUCAGGGCUCAUGCAAAACGUGCAUGACAAGUGUCAGAAUCUUCCAGACCCAGACAUUUUUACAUUUGAUAGACACAGACACAGACACGACCGGAAGACCACGCGGCGACGAGAACUUCUGAUGGUGAGAUUUUCUUUUACACGAAAGAGGAUGAUCCGACCGGUAUGGGUUGUAAAAAUGUCUGGGUCUGGAAACUUGUAAUGCUGUGUUGGGAAUAGUGAAUGCUCACUCUGUAAUGCGCAGCCAAGCAUGAGAAAUAUUCGCAGUUCUUUGUGUUGCGUUUUUCGCAUGAGAAACUGCGUUUUUGCAUGACAGGACAAAAGGGUCUCUUCUUGGACACGCAUCACAAACUUUUUUGUCAUGCCAGAGAAGCAUGACAAACCUCGCAAUCUUCCAGACCCAGACAUUUUUGCAUUUGAUAAACAGGCGCGACAAGCAACUGAUGGUGGUGCAGCCCUCUUCAAAGGACGAACAGCAGGAUAUUACAAUGAAAAAUGCCCCCUCCCCAUAUCAAAACGGAAAUCUGUGAUGCAGAUUUGGGGUCACAAAUCAGCUUUGUGAUGCUAGAAGGCAAAAGAUGCGGACUGUAGUGCUGUCUAGCGUGGGAAAGCCUUGCAGCUCCAGGAUGACAGGAGGCAACUGAAAGUGGGAAACAGCAUGACAGAUUACCUGCAAUUUAGGCCGCAGCUUCGUCUCUUGGCCUUCUAGCAAUACAAGUCGAUUUGUGUACUCAAAUACAGAGUGGAGCGGCGCCGAACGAGAUGAAGGAGGAGCAGCAGGAUCUGGAACCGGGGCGACGGAAAAGAGAAGAGGAGAAAAUAAGAAGAAGAAACCCUAAAGGCCUGCGAAGGAGAAAAGCAAAGCCAUCGCAGAGAGACGCAGGGCAGGAUCAGACUCAAUAGGCUACUUUCUGAGGUCCGCAAGAAAGUGCUCUCUGAUAAGGAUUCUGCGCCGAUUAUGAGUGGGUAAGUUUUGCAAGGGCUGGACGGGAAAGUAAGUGAGGUCAGAGUGCGCUGGGAUGGCCUAAGUUGUCGAUGCUUUACACAUACUCAUCUUCCCGCUUGACGUUCUAUAUGCUCCAUGGAUUUUCACAAAGUGCCUAUUUUUGCAUGGGUCUCCACAAAAGUGGAUGUGCUGGAAGAGCGAGCGCCUCUUCAUAGACCCUAGCGCCGGCCUUUCGAGGUCCAGUAGAUUUCUCAGAGGAACAUGCAGUGCACUGACUUUCCAACGAUGAAGUUAUCCCAUCACACCCCCGGGAGUCAUUAGAUAGCUUGCGCCUUUGUUUUUUUUUUAAGACUAGGAAAAGACAUGCAACUGGGGAAAGCACGCUAUUGCGCAUCUCGCACCCGUCAAGCCCAGAAGAACGAGCCAAGGACGCUCCCACCAAUGCAGCAACGGCCGUCCCUGGGUGGUUGAGUGUCGUCCAGACCGACGGCGGUAGAUUCUACUGGGGGCGGAGGCUAGAUUUUCAAUAGUGGAGGAAAGAUGUCGAAUUAUGUAUGGAGUGCUCUAUUAUCCUUUACCCAAAUGCGAACCAAAUAGGAGUAAGUCUCCUCCGUCAGCAUGCGCAUAGCAUUUGGGUGCCCUACUGAGUGGAAGGCUCUGCUACUAAAAUGCUAGUUUUUGUCAUGAACCCACAGUCAUGUGUCCCAGUCCCAGUUUAUAUGAGGGGGCACUUUGACUCUAGCAGUAGCAUUUCCAAGCGGCUGGAUUUCUACAAGCACUGCCUUCGCUCACGUAGUGCUUGCGACAUCUUUUAGGGGGGUGCCUACCCUUUUGCAUGUUCGAUUUUGAUUCGUUAUUUCUUUUUUUUGAUGAUGAUGAUGAUAGAUUCUUCUGGUUAGCCCGUCUAAAAAGGGCAAUGAUCCGCUCCCGCAGGCAAAAAAAAAAAAAAAAAAAAAAAAAAAAAAAAAAAAAAAAAAAAAAAAAAAAAAAAAAAAAAAAAAAAAAAAAAAAAAAAAAAAAAAAAAAAAAAAUACAGCAUCACAAAUUCGCGCAUCUCCCGUUUCCGAUAUGGGGUGGGGGCUUUUUUCACUUUGAUACAGGAUAGUUUUCUGGAACUACAACAGAAGGUUAAAACUACCACAGGAGCAGUUUUAUUGGCCUCCCCCUCGGGAUUUUUCAAACACGACGACCAAGAUGACGAAGAAGAUCUCUGGGACGAGGAGGCAGCAGCAUCCGCCGCAGGGUCACAACCAGGAAGCCGUGGGGCGCCGGAAGGAAAAACAGCAAGAAGUGCAGUGUCGAGGAACCAUUUGGAUCCGUUGGAGGCUUUGCAGCUUCACGUCGGAAGUUAUGCGGAAUUUGCGGAUGAACAUGAAGAAGUGCCGUUAAUGCAGCAGAAAAAUGAUGACCCUGAACGCGGAGAAGAGCACUCAUCUCGCUUGCCGGCUGCUUUUUCAGACCAUUUUUCAGCCCUGCAACGGUUCGAGCGGAGCACGGACAACUUAGGGGGGAACGACAAGAAGAAAAGCAAGAAGAAAGACGGUUCCGGCCACAAGAGGAAAAGGACAGAAAAACCGCCUGGGGAUGAAGAUCGAGACCGGAAAAGAAAAAGAUCAAGCGAAAAUAAAAAACCGAACAAGAGUCGGGAACAACGGGAGGGGGAACGACAAAAGCGUCGUGACGGUAAGAGGGCAGAGAGCCACCUCGGGCCAAACAAACCGCGCCCCUCCUCGCCGACGCCGGCGAGCAGGAUUCCGCCGCGCGGUGGACCACGCCCUUUGCACGGACCCGGAGGCCACCUGGGGGGUGGUGUUGCUGCACAUUAUCAAAUGCAAAAAUCUCUGGGUCUGGAAGGAUGUGAAGUUGUGAUGCGCAUUUCACAACACACAGAAAUCUCUCAUGCGUAGGCAGCAAAAGAUGCCCACUUCAUCUUGUCACCAAAGUGGGGGAUUUGUCAUGCGGAUUAGGCAUUGCAGAACCUUCUCGAAAUGUGUGAUGCUAGGGCUGCCAUGCCAGACCUUCCGUGUCAUGCAAAAACAGCAUGGCAUCUUCCAGACCCAGACACAUUUGCAAUGCAUACACAUGGCAACAUGGCCAUGUAUGGCGGAAGUAGAGGGAACCACGGAGGGCGUCACGCCGGGCACGUGCAGGGGGGACUGUCUCCUGGCCGGCACUAUGCCCGACACGGAGAAUAUCGCAAAAAAAAACGUUUCACUGUAAAGCGCAGAAGAGGAAAUAACCUCUGUGUUUAUAUAUGUGUUUGUUUUGCUACUACACGUGCAAGAAAAUGGAUUUCUAGCCGUGGUUACCUACCGCCCUCCUCGCAUGGGAACAAAUUUUCUCUGUCAUGUAGAGCAAGGUUGUGAGCCAAAAGUUGCAUUAAACCCCUACAGUGAGGCACUUUUUUCGUACGAUAGGGCGGGGCCGCUUGGUCACUUCCACGGUGCUCCAGCACACGGAGGACCUUACAACCCGCACGACCACCAUCGUCAUCAUCCCCACCAUCCUCCUCCCCCUGCUCACACUCGUGUUCACAACGGGAGGGACUCGCUGGAAAACUACUUCAGGGCAAACCCCGACCUCCUCAAACAAAUCCACGCCCACCAGCAGCGCGCUGCCACCGCUGGUCGGAGUGGUAAAAAAGCCCCACCAAUAAAGAGGAGGUGGCGCGAGAAGAAGCACCAUCACAACGAGAAGCACCGUUCCAAAGCGGGCAAGAGCAUAUUCUUAUUCACUGCAAAUAUGUCUGGGUUUGGAAGAUUACAACCAGGUUUGUCAUGCAUAUUUUGCAUGACCCAUGCUGCCUGUAAUGCGUGACCUUAGCAUCAAAGAUCUGUAGAUGGCUUCCUGAUGCUUAUUUCGCAUGAGAAACGCCCUCCCCGCGUACUGCACAAACUGGACACCUCUUGCUGGUCAUGGAAUACAGAUUUUUUUACAAUGCAACGACAGCAUCACAAGUUGCAACCUUCCAGAGAUCCAGAGGUAUUUGCAAUGCAGAGAACACUUGGGGCAAGGACAACGAGGACGACUGGGACGAAGAUGACGACGAGUUAUCGAAUGCAAAAAUGUCUGGGUCUAGAAGAUGGCGAGAUUUGUCAUGCUUGUCUCGCAUGACCAAAAAGUUUGUGAUGCGUGUCCAAGAAGCGACCCUUUUGCCUGUCAUGCAAAAACGUAGUUUGUCAUGCGAAAAAGAAGAAGAAGCGCAGAUAUUCUUCAUAUUUCUCAUGCUUGACUGUGCGUUACAGAGCAUUCACUACACCCAGCGCAGCAUUACAAGUUUCCAGACCUAGACAUAUUUGCUGUUGAUGCGAGUGGGAGGAGUGCCAUCCGAAGGACCGGGACUGGAACAAAUGCAUCGAGUGUAUCGCGAGGAAAAAUCCCCUUUCCCCAUAUUGAAAAAGUACCGCCAGGAAAUAAAUUUGUGUUCUUGCUGAAGAUUUGUGUACGCAUAUUAUGCCUUUGUCUUGCAUACUUGGGAAGCAAGAGCGAAAGGCAGUACGGGGAAGGCAAUCUGUGAUGCGUUUUAGCCUACAGCAGCAAUGUCUAUCAUGCUAGACAGGUAGACUUCUAGAAACCUAAACGGGCCUAGGAUGCACCUCCGCUUCUUUUUUGCAAGACAGAGCUGAUUGGUGACCACAAAUCUGCAUCACAGAUGUCUGCUUUGAUCUGGGGAGGGGGGAUUUUUCUUCUCGAUAGAGUGGGAACCCUCGUCGGACGAGGACGGCGAGUGGGACGAGAUGUACUCAUCCGCCGAAUUAUAUCCUAGGUAAAAACGUUCCCACCCCAUUGUUGUAAUGCAAAUCUGCAUGCUGAAAAUGUUUCUGACGCGGAGCCCCAUGAGAAGCAUUUUCUAGUCGUGCUGCGGAAUUUGUAAUGCUCCAAUCACCAUGAUGUGCUAGAAUUGUGAUGCUGCCGAACUUGCCAAACAGGAUUACUUACACUACGAGGCCAAACUUGUCAUGCGCAACAGCCAAAGCUUGCUGGCUUGUCUUGCAGAUUUCCCAAGUUGACUAUGGGGUGGGGACGUUUUUGAACAGGAUAAGGCAUCGGAGGACAGUGAGGAGAAGUAUUACAACACAAUGCAUCCAUAUCGCAAGAAAAAACUGUUUCACUGUGAACUUGUGAUGCAGAAAAUGGAUCGCAGAAGUGUGCGUCAUGCUACACAUGCAAGACAAUGGAUUUCUAGCUGUGUUCUCCCUUAGGAAUCCCGCAUAACAGAUUUUCAGUGUCAUGCGUAACUUAUGAUGCAGAUUUUGCAAAAUCACCACAGUGAAACAGUUUUUUCGUGGGAUAAUCCAUCUUCGGCCGAUGACCACGACGAGGAGCAUGAUGAAGAGCAUGAAGAGCAUGCGGGGCACCCGAAGAAGCAGCAUCAUGUGCAUGGGAAGGAGAAUCACGAAGCACAUGGGAAGCAUGGGCAUGGGACGGACAAGCAUGGAAAAAAUCACGGGCACGGGGAUAUGACUUGCUCAGAUGUUACAAUCUCAAUAGUUACAAUAGAGUCCUCUGGAUUUUGUCAUGCAAAACGUGCAACAUCUGGCCUACUCCCAGCACAGGAGUGCGCAUGACAAGAAAUUCCGGAGCCCCAAACCGCACUGAAAUGUAGCGAAAUUUGUAUUUCGAAAAACGCAGGUUUCUCUCUGGUAAGUACUCAUGCUGUUUAUGCAAUACAAAUCUCAGACUCUAUUGUAACGUGUGAGAUUGUAACAUCUGAGCGGGGUAUUGGGGAGGGGGAGCAUGGGGAGGAGGACCACGGUGACCUUGAUCAUGAGGAACAUGGGGAGCAUGAUGCGGCGGAGCACGAAGAGGAUCAUAAUCAUAAUCAUGCGGAGCAUCACGAGGCGGAGCUGCACGAGGAAGAGCAUGAUCAUGGGCACGACAAGAACCACAACGGCGAGCUAUCCUGAGUAAAAACGUACCCACACCAGAGUCAGGAUGAGGAUUUUGCAACACAAACCUAGGAGUUUUGUGAGUCACGCAUGACAAGUUGCGCUAUGCAGUGUAGUGCAGGUUAGCAAGUGCAGCCGCGUCACAGAUUCAUCUGCUCAUCCUGUUCACAGCGUCACAAAUUCCAAAACACGACUGGAAAUGGCUCUCAUGGGGAUGCGCAUUGCAAGUCUUCCUGUCUUUGCAAAUCUGCAUUACAACUCUGGUGUGGGUACGUUUUUACUCAGGAUACGAGCACAAGCAUCACAGCAACAAGGAGCAUGCGGAGAAGCACGGCAACAAGAAGAAGGGGCAUCACGAUGAGGAUGAUGAGUAAAAAGCUUUUAUCCUGAGGAAAAACGUACCCACACCAGAGUUGUAAUGCAGAUUUGCAAAGACAGGAAGACUUGCAAUGCGCAUCCCCAUGAGAGCCAUUUCCAGUCGUGUUUUGGAAUUUGUGAUGCUGUGAACAGGAUGAGCAGAUGAAUCUGUGAUGCGGCUGCGCUUGCUAACCUGCACUACACUGCAUUGUGCAACUUGUCAUGCGUGACGCACAAAACUCCUAGGUUUGUGUUGCAAAAUCCUCAUCCUGACUCUGGUGUGGGUACGUUUUUACUCAGGAUAGCUUUUGCAGCUUGUUUUAUUGAUCUCACUUACAACACCGAGGGAGAAGAAUGACACCUACACAACAUCAGCUCGUGCAGCCACCUCCAGUGGCUUUCAUCGUUUAUCGUUCUGUCGAGUAGAAGAAAAUAAUUGCAAAAAAACAAAAAAACAGCCUCUUUCGAUCAUAAUUUUCUUGUUUGUUCACCUUGUUCACACGCGUUUUGACACCGAUACCGAAUUUUUACGUUUCUGUUGCAAGAAGAUGAAGAAAUUUACAUUUUCACAACUAACUUGUUGCUGUACUACAGGCUUGAUCUUUUUACCACAGUUUUAAUGUUUCACUUUUAGCAUUUACCAAUUUUUGGACUUUUCACUUUAAUGUCGUUGAUGUCGCCCACGUGUUCUAACGCAGGUGUAGUAUACUUCUAAAAUAUGUAGUGUGUCAGUACCGUGUUUCUACUUCACGAAAAAUAGGAAAAAACAGAGAGGAUUGAAGCUGGUACAGCCGUCGAGGCGGGAAGAGCUCGCGAACUUUGUUACUCCAGUCCGUCUAGAGCGACACAAGUUCCAUACUUUCGCAGCAACUACGGGAUCGAAAUAUACGAAACUGCACCGAGAAAAUUAAUCACUGAUCGCGCGUUGAUAUUUUUUGUUUCGUUUACCACUCAGAGGUACUCACAGACCUGUACAGUAAAAAGAUAGGAACUUCAGUAUAGUUCUACGUCAGGCGGAAAGAAGAUGAAAGUCGAGAAUUGAGAUAUAUUUGCACAUAUGGUUUGGAAAAUGU
Messenger RNA from Amoebophrya sp. A120, 10123 nucleotides. The record is from the annotation of a GenBank genome assembly. Lineage: Eukaryota; Dinophyceae; Syndiniales; Amoebophryaceae.